AUCGGCGCGCGCGGGCGGCGGGCCCGCGCUGUGUCACGGCCAUGGAGUACCUGAUCGGCAUCCGCGGCCCCGACUUCGUCCUGGUGGCCGCCGACACCGUGGCCGCCUCCAGCAUCGUGCAGAUGAAACACGACCAUGACAAAAUGUUUAAGAUGAGUGAAAAGAUCUUACUGCUGUGUGUGGGGGAGGCUGGAGACACGGUGCAGUUUGCAGAAUACAUCCAGAAAAACGUUCAGCUCUACAAAAUGAGAAAUGGUUAUGAACUGUCUCCCACGGCAGCUGCAAACUUCACCCGGCGGAACCUGGCGGAUUAUCUGCGGAGCAGGACCCCUUACCACGUGAACCUUCUGCUGGCUGGCUAUGACGACCACGAGGGCCCUGCCCUGUACUACAUGGACUACCUGGCAGCCCUGGCCAAGGCUCCCUUCGCAGCACAUGGGUACGGAGCAUUCCUCACCCUCAGCAUCCUCGACCGCUACUACAAGCCAAGUAUCACACGUGAGGAAGCCAUGGAGCUCUUGAAAAAAUGCCUAAUGGAGCUCCAGAAACGCUUCAUCCUCAACCUGCCCUCCUUCAACGCGCGGUUCAUCGACAAGGACGGCAUCCAUGACGUGGACAAUGUGCCCCUUACCAAGCUGGACUCCUAACCCCUGAGGUCUUUCUGCAGCACUCUUCUUGUUUUGUUCACUUUGGGGUUUGUGUUUUUUUGUAUUCAUUUGAAACACACGAGUCAUGUACUGCAGUGGGAGAUCAAAUAAAGAUUGACAUUUAUACAGCCA
Myiozetetes cayanensis is the source of this 779-nucleotide messenger RNA. RefSeq names its product proteasome 20S subunit beta 2 (gene PSMB2). The coding region runs from base 42 to 647 and encodes 201 amino acids. Gene Ontology annotation, biological process: proteasomal protein catabolic process. Gene Ontology annotation, cellular component: proteasome core complex, beta-subunit complex; nucleus; proteasome core complex. The transcript is spliced from 6 exons. Gene Ontology annotation, molecular function: peptidase activity. The record is from RefSeq and is a predicted model, not a curated record. NCBI's taxonomy places the organism in Eukaryota, Metazoa, Chordata, Aves, Passeriformes, Tyrannidae.